AUGGAGAAUCCAAGAAUAACGACCGACAAUCAACACCUGGAGAAGAAGAGGAAAACUCAAGAACAUUGUCUCAUGGAAUCAUCCAAGGAACAGGAAAUACUGGAAACAGCUGCUUUCCAUUUGAUUCUACUCAGCCAACCAUCUUCUUCUAAUUCCAGACCAAAUCAUCACCAAUCUGAUCAUCAUGGUGAUGGUGAUCAUGAUCAUGAUCAUGAUCAUGGUGGUUUCAGGAUGAUGAUGAAAAAGAAGAAGCAAGAUGAUGCAAUAUUAGUAGAAGGUAUUAAUGCUACUCAAAUUAGUGAUAAGGAUGCAAACUCAAUUUGUACCACUUUUUCUUCAUCUUCAUCUUCAUCUUCAUCUGCUGAAACAACAAAAUCUGGGAUAUCAGUAUUGGAGGAUGAUCAGGAAGUGCAACAUCAACAUGAGGUUCCAACAACUCCAAGACAGCCAAAACCUCGAUUUAGAUCUUUAGUUGAUAUUUACAGUGUUACUAGGCCACUUUGA
Cynara cardunculus var. scolymus (artichoke) is the source of this 504-nucleotide messenger RNA. RefSeq lists its product as uncharacterized. The transcript has a single exon. The record is from RefSeq and is a predicted model, not a curated record. Bases 1 to 504 code for a protein of 167 amino acids. NCBI's taxonomy places the organism in Eukaryota, Viridiplantae, Streptophyta, Magnoliopsida, Asterales, Asteraceae.